Molecule: messenger RNA, 8245 nt
Organism: Halichondria panicea
Lineage: Eukaryota; Metazoa; Porifera; Demospongiae; Suberitida; Halichondriidae
Product: plexin-A2-like
Exons: 25
Coding region: 92-4909 (1605 amino acids)
Biological process (GO): protein phosphorylation; cell surface receptor protein tyrosine kinase signaling pathway; positive regulation of kinase activity
Cellular component (GO): signaling receptor complex; plasma membrane
Molecular function (GO): protein binding; transmembrane receptor protein tyrosine kinase activity; ATP binding
Source: RefSeq, a predicted model, not a curated record
CUCAGUUGUGCAUGGCUCAAUUUUCCACAGGAAUGUCUUAUAAUAACAAAUAACAAUCAACGCUACAUGUAGAAUGGACUAGAUCUACGAAAUGGCUAUGUUAUUGUCUCUCUUACCUAUGUUUCUGCUGCAAGGAGUAGCUUAUUCUCAAACGUUUUCCUUCAUUCAUUACUCUGGCAAUCUCCCAGGACUGCAAGUGGACUCCACUGGGAGAACAUUCCUCACUGGAGACAACUACCUGUAUAGACUGAAUCCUCAGCUAAUACAAGAAGAGAGAGUUGAUCUAGGAUCUACUGUCAUUGGCGAAGGACUGGCCCUGAGCUCUACUGGGAUGGUAGUGGUGUGUUUAGUGGAUCUUUCUUGCUCUGUCUACAAUGCAAGCAACCUCAGUGCUGGUCCUAUCAGGAGUGUCAGUAAUGCUAUAGUGGGAGAUCUUCGAUUUGGAGCAGCUAUGAUUGCGUCAGGAGACACUUUUUACACUGGAGGAUUGACAGCUGUUAGUGUAGGAGAAAGGAUGGUAUUGCAACAGUUUGGAGAGGGAUUCAAUAGAUCGUCUGAUAACAAUCCAUCUGGCACACGCAAUGAGUUGGUUUUUGCGGUUAGAUUUGCACGAUACUUCUAUGCAUAUGGUAGUUUUGUGAGUGGUGGAUUUGCUUAUUAUGUUGUUGUCGACGAUCAACCUGUUAGUGCACGAGCUAUAAGACUGUUACGUGUGUGCAACAUGCCUGAUUGUGGCGGCCCAAGUACCUGUGGAAUGAAUGCUUUGUAUGAACUGGGAUUCAAUUGCGGUUUUCAGUCGAUCACUGGAUAUACUCAUGUGUGUGCAGUAUCGUUUGUGGAGGACUUCAGUGGAAUAUCUGGACCCACUGCUGUGGUAAAUAUUUGCUUUGGCAAUACUAACUCUAUUUGUGUUGUUAAUAUCACUGCUGUCAAUGAAGCUAUGGAUGCUAAAUAUGACUCUUGUAUUGUGUCACGGACUGUUGGAGAAGAAAUUGGUUUAGCAUGGAAAACAGGCUCAGAUAACUGCUCUACCCUGUCUCAGCCUCAGGUAACUGGGGACAAAUGUGACACACCCAGUCCAGUCGGUCUUCUCAUCCCAAAUGGUGGUAUUGACAUAAUAGCACCAGUUCGUAUUAACUAUGGAGACAGUCUUGUCGCCUUAGCUUCAGUAGCUGUGAAAGUGGAGCAGUUUUCCUUUGUGUUUGUGGCAACUGGUGAUUCAAGGAUAAUCGGAUACGAUGUCAGUGGUACAUCGACCCUGGGCACUGACAGCACUAACAGUACAUUCUACAAUCAGCCAGUGUCCUCCAAUGUAUUUCAUUUGUCAUGGCAGGAGGGACUGAACUACAUCACAGCAGCCACUACAGACACUGUAUUCCAAGUACCCAUAGAGGAGUGUUCCCAGCGUACUAACUGUACCAGUUGUACAAGUGACCCCAACCCGCUGUGUGGGUGGUGUGUGGUGGAGAACAGCUGCUCUCGUCAGACGCAAUGUCAGAACUCCAAUCUCUCCAGUAGAUGGACACAAGAUAAUACCAACUGUUUUAAUGCUGCUACUGUGGACCCUAUGCAACUUGUGCUUGACCCUGCGGUUCCUGAGAGAAAGCUCACGGUGACCCUGCCUGACUCCCUGCCUGAUCUCUUGCCUGGAGAGAACAUCUUUUGUCAUUUGGCAGACAGUGAAGGACGUUUCCCACCCAUCAUAGUACCAGCUGUUGAGGUCACCCCGGGAACAGUGUUCAGUUGUGUUAUUAUUCAAGGACUGGUACUGGACUAUCCUGGAGUGACUGCAACCAUCAACCUGGGCUUUCAGAGCUCUCUGUUCAAUGAGUCAUUUGAUAUCACCAACCAAGCACUUACCAUCUACCAGUGCUCAGCAGGAGAAAGCUGUAAGGAUUGCCUCGGGCUCAACAGUCCUUGUGGAUGGUGUAACCUCAACAAGCAGUGCAGUGGAACAUCAGCUCCUUGCAGGAAUGCAUCUCACUUCCUACAAGUGUCUGGAGGCAAUGACUUCACUGCCGAGUGCCCUCUGUUGGACACGCCCCCCUCUGGUGUGUACACUCAACCAGUAAGGGUGGCACAGGACCUUCGACUGACCACCAGGAACCUUAUCGCCCCCACGGAUGGCUUCGUGUAUUCGUGUAUUGUGAACGGAGUUAGUCUGACAGCUCAGUAUGAGAACGAGAGCUCCAUCCUGUGCACAGUGGGCAGUGGGAAACUCACUCUUUCCGCUGGAGCCGCCAGUUUUUCCGUAGUUGUUAUGGUAACUUGGACAGGGAAUGACGUCAACCACACACUGAGCAACACCAUGCAACAAAUUGCAGUUACGUUGUAUGAUUGUCGUGAAUUGGCCAAUGGAUAUUCAGAAUGUAUUGCCGCUAGAAUGGGAUCAAAGUUCGCGUGUGGGUGGUGUGAGGGUACUUGUGAAGUGAUGCAAGAGUGCUCAAACAUUUUCGUUGAUACUGAAGGGGAAAAUUCCCCUGCCCCUGUCAUCGACUCAUUCACUCCAAUGUCGGGUCCAGUUGAAGGUGGUACAGCAAUCACUGUGAUGGGCAAUGACCUCGGAGGGACUUUUGCUGACAUUCAAAAAUCUGCCCUAACAUUAGGAGGUGUGGCCUGCUCUCCCCUCAACAUUAUUUUUAUACCAUGGCAUCAGUUUGUCUGUGAGACCACCAACUUUGUAACCGGAGGGCCUAAUUACUUCUCUCUGACCAUUGGGUCUAGAGUAGCCAUCGUAAGCGCUGGUUCCUUCACUGCAGUAGAUCUUACUGUCAGCAGUGUGACUCCGACCUUUGGACCCAUGGAUGGGGGAACUGCAGUGGUUGUGAGGGGGACUGGACUGGACGUGGGUAACCAGGAGGACACUAGUGUCUCUUUGGAGGUCAGCGGGUCAAGACACGUCUGCAACAUAUUAUUUAUCCAGUCUGAGGAAAUUCAUUGCAGGACCUCAGCAGCAAACCUCACUUCUGCUGUAUUAGUGGUGGUGUCCAUUGAUGCAGCUAGAGUCAGCAAUCCAGGAGUGGUCUUCAGUUAUCGUAACAAUCCCAAUGUAACUGCCGUGUUUCCCAGCAACACCAUUCCCAGUGGAGGCAUCACACUGACAUUUACUGGACUUAAUUUGGACGUGGUGCAACAAUCUGUGUUGGAGGUUUAUCAGCCAAUGAGGUCUCCUCUGAGGAGCAACUGCAGUGCUGUGGACAACACAACCAUCACAUGCUCCACUCCUACCCUGAAGACAGCCUCACUGACCCCAUUGGACUACGCUCUAAUGUUUGACGAUGUCCCACCCACCACACAAGCACGUCUCCCCAUCAGCGUCCAAUCAGAUCCAUCCAACUUUAGAUUAGAAACCUCACAAGAUAUCACCAGUGGCACAGAGACCCUCAUACGCAUUGCGGGUGAUAAUCUCGACUCAGUGGAGACCAGUGAGAUACGAGUGACAGUGGGAGGUGAGGAGUGUGUCAAGACACCUGGCAGCUUGAGAGGGAGUGAAGUCAUCUGUACCGCCCCCUUGGAGCCACCAAAAAGAGAAAACCCAGCCAUUAUACAAGUGACUAUUGGGAGCAAUAUUGCUCAAGUAUUAGACCAGCAACUGACGUACACAAGUACUGUGGCUGCUGAAACUUCACUGGAGGUCAUCAUCCCGAGUGUUUUUGGGGGGGCUAUAGUGGUAGUGUGUGUAAUGCUGAUCAUCUUUGUCAGUUUCUAUCUCAACUCUCGGAAGAAGACCGUGUCAAUUGCUAUGCACGAGCAGAUCAUGGAGCUCGUAGCUAAUAGGAGAAGUCAGGAGGUAGAUCUAGUAGACGGCAAUACUGCACUCGUUAAAUCAGAACUUGUUGAGAUUGCUGAGUCCAUCCCAGACUCAAUCAAAAUAGUUGCCUCAAAAUUGAAGCUCUCCAGUACUGCAAUCGGACAAGGUGAAUUUGGCAUUGUGUACAAGGGCGUCCUGACAGAUUGGAACAAUGUACCUAUGCAGGGGGUGGCUGUGAAGACACUAAAAGGUCUGUUCUCAUUGUCAGAUGUUCAGAGCAUGGUGUGUGAGGUGAACAAGAUGCAGGACUUCGACCAUCCUCACGUCAUGUCCCUGAUUGGGGUGUGUCUAGAUGCUGGUCCCGGCAUUGCCAUAGUGAUGCCAUAUAUGGCCAAUGGGAGCCUCAUUGGCUAUCUCAAGAGAGAGAGGAGCAGUCUGGAGCUGGACAUUGACUGUGAAAUUGAUCAGAUUCUGGAAGUAAGGAAAUCACUUCUAAAGAUGUGCCGUCAGAUAGCACUGGGAAUGGCCUACUUGGCUGAGCAGAAGUUCGUCCAUCGAGACCUUGCAGCCAGAAACUGCAUGCUGGACUCGGGAGGGUGCAUCAGGGUGGGGGACUUUGGUCUGGCUGAAGACGUCUAUGCUAGUGGCUACUUCAGACAGAACGACCGAGCCAAUGUGAAGCUGCCCUUCAAAUGGAUGGCCUUGGAAAGUCUCAACGAUGCCAUCUUCACAGAGAAAACCGAUGUGUGGUCAUAUGGUGUGACUGUGUGGGAGGUAUUCAAUGGAGGAAGGACUCCCUACCCUGCCGUGGACCCGUUGUCCCUCAUCCAGCUGCUGGGGGAGGGGCAGAGACUCAAGAGACCUAUCAACCCAGCCUGUGCCACCGAGAUUUGUGAAUUGAUGCGUCAAUGUUGGAAGGAGGAUCCCGAGGAGAGGCCAACCUUCUCACAACUGUCCGCCAUUUUGGAAAGGCUACUGACUUCCAUUUCUGGCUAUACUGAGCUCGGUAUGGUGCUACUGAACACAAUUCAAGAGGUGGAGCAGCUCAAAUGUGACUGUGAACCCACACUUACUGAUCAAAAAGACGCUCAUCGCUAUGUCGACCCUCCGUCAGGUUAUCCGCUAACAAUUAAAAACAGAAUGUACGACCUCAGCUAGGGAAGAAAUUAAUUACUACCACAGCUAUAACUAUAAUAGUUAUGAGGUAAAGGCCGAAUGUACGUUGUUUCCGGUAGAGUAGUAAUACAACUCGAUAAUUGGUGUUACCAUUAGAUACUUUAUACAUCAUACAUGUACACAUGCAUGCAGUAUCAAAGUGUUUACACAAUGCAAUGGUUGUUUGCCAUUUUAAUUAGCGUACCUUUCAUAAUACAUGAUACAAGGAAUUCAUUCCACAAUGAUAAGGUAAUUUCUAUAGCAGUUGUAUGUCUACCCUAACCUCUGCAAACAGUUUAACUGUGCAUGCAUGUCUUCUUGGACAACUUUUUCUCCAGUUCACUGACUUUUUACGGCACUGUGAAGUACAGUAGUAUACAUUGGGUGAGUACAUGCAUUGGAAAAAAUUUUUGAACUAGAUCUAGCAUAGUUUACACAGCACAAGAAAACAUCAUCACUCCCACAAGGUACAUUUAACAAACAUGUUGACCUCCUGGUGACUAUGCAUGUGUACGACGUAUUAAAACGUAGCAGGGAAAGGGUUAAAGCAUGUGCAAUAUUGUAUGAGCAAGUGUGUACAUAGUCACCAGGAGGUCAACGUGUUUGUUAAUGUUUAAACUACGCUAGAUCUAGUUCAAAAUUUGUUUUCCAAGAAUGAACAUCCAAAUAUAGCCUGUCUUUGUGUGGCUACAGCUGAUACCUCCGCAUCAACAGGAGCACAUGUACCUUGCACAGUGGUAAAUAAAUGUCACAGAUAGCAUGCACACAAGUUGCUAAAAUGCGAGGCAUGUUGUAAAAUUUCCCUUACCCCUCGUGAUAGUGCAAAUUUGGGUGCGCCCGUCUCCAAAAUUUGUGACAAGGCUUUUUAAGGGGGAGAGGCGGCAAAAGCUCUAACAUCCCUAACUGAGGUUCGAAAAAAGGCCGUGUUCUUAGAUUUUAGGGUCUCCUGAGACGUUAUGUGGCAGGUUCAGUAUUCGGUAUAGCCGAGGGUGUAUAAGGUACCAAUUACGUCGUAAUGUGUCAUCCUGCAGUUCCAAGAGAUUUCUACUUUGAGGCUGCUGAAAAUGUUAACCAAAAGGGAGGGGGUUUCACUAGGGUAUUGGGUUUGGCUGGGUGGCUUACCAAGGGAGGAAAAGGAGACCAAAAUUUAGGGCAGAAAUCUGCACAGAGUCGAGCGAGGUAGCAAAGUUGAAAUUUUAGCGAGGAAAAUUUUAGCGAGGACGUAAGCAGUUAAACAAGACCAUGCACAUAAUUAUCAUAGCUCAGCUCAUUUAUAUAUAACCUCUGGCAUGCUAUAUAUUGGUUACGUUUUGUGUUUGUAUAGCUCUUUCCUUGGCAAUCUGUUGUAGAAAUUACAACAACGGUAACGAAUCGUUAUGAUGAAUUAGAUGAAGUUGUAUGUGAGCUCCUCCCUGACAAACAAACUGUAGUCUAGGUAACGGCCUUAUCAGUCAAGUAGGCUAAAAAUCUGUGUCCUUUGAUGUAAGCUUUGAUGUCUCUUUGUGCAUAUGUAGUUAAAAAAAAAAAAGAAACCUUUGACUAGCUAGGAAGAGUAGCAGCAGUAGUAGUAGGAAGAGUAGCAGUAGUAGUAGCAGUGCAAGCAGGACUAGACUAGAUUAAAAAGUUGGUGGAAAGAAUAACUGACCGUUUGGACGUCACCUGGCUGCCAGACUUUCAUCUCGACUCUUCCCCCUGAGUAGCUGGCCUUUCUCUAAGCCACAAAACUGAGCAAGAAGCUGAAGAAGCAGCUAGACAGAGACAUGUACCUAGCCUUGAGAAUUGGGAGGCGUGGCUCAACUAGUUAGCCCAGCCCAGAGGAAUUGUUACUGUGGAAGUAGGGCUACCCCUGGCUUUACUGAAUUAACUAGCUGUGUCUGCUGUCUAGUUGGACCAGAUUUAGCUAGAUAAUGGGGUAGAGAAUAGUUGAGCGGUGCUGUGUGUAGCUUGAACUGUACUGGCUGGCAAGAAUCUAGUAAGCACCCUAUGCACUGAUAACUGGUCAGAAUGGAGGGUAUGUUCUAGGUAGAGAUGUCAGACGGGAAGUAGUGCGUGGGCGUAUUUUCGUACAGUAAUUCAAUGGUAAAAAACGGGACCAGAAAGUGAGUGAACAAGAAGGGCUUUCCGCAAGCCCUGGAAGAGUCUAGCAAACAACAGCUGUUCCCAGGGGUAAAAAAUAGCGUACAAUUUGAUUUUUAUAACAGUUUUUUAUGAUUUUAGCAUUUGAUGCUUGUUUUGUGUGUGAUUUUUUCUCAAAGGUGAUCAUCAUUUUGGCAACCAAAUAUGAAAAUGAACAAAAACACAAGUGAGCAUGUCUUUCAUCUCUAACUCUCUCCAGAUUAUGCAAAAAGUUGCUACAAUAAGCUUUUAUUUCUUGCGGAAUCACAUAUUGCAUGGAUAGCCUCGAUCCCAGGCCGAGUUUUCGCUUUUAUAACGGUUAGGCGAACAACUGGGCCUGGUACUAGUUGUCUGCGCAUGUGUCAAUCGUUCGUCAGAUUCUGACGAAUGGAUAUUCUCGUUCACUUUCGUGACAUUUAUAUUCGUGUACUAUCGUGUACUAGAAGUCAGUUCCCGUUUUAUCAUUAUUGGAAUCGAUUGGAAUGGCUCUUAGCUGAAGCUUCUCUCUUCUCUGAAGCUUAUUCUGAAGACUGAACAACAAGGGAAGAGGUAUAAAGCUUUGUCAAGCUUGUUAAGGUCAGAUAUUUUUGUGUGGGCCCUAUGGCCGGCUAUGCUAUCAAGUCUUGUUCAUGUUUGGCAAGAAUAUCGAAUGUAGGUAGACUAUAGUUUCAUCAUUAAUAUGGUGGAUCAAGUGAAGAGUGUGAGCUAGAGAACUUGGUGCUGCCAUCAUCAGCUCGUCGACAAUGACACUAUAACCGAGAAAUUUAAUAUGUAUAGAUCUACACGUAUUUAAAAUGUCUACUUCUCUGUACAGGAGCAAUGGCUAAUAUCCAGCUAUCCCAACAGUGCUCCUCUUGGCUAUACUAACGGACGAGACUGGACAGUUUGAGACACAGGACUGGAGUAUGACCUGCUCAUUCGAGCGUUGCUGGGUAGCUCAGAGACAUCAAGAGAAUCUACGUUUUCUCAAGCAAUGAGUUACGAGUUGGGGCCUAGAAUCAGAGAAGUCCAGCAGCCUGCUAAAUCUUUUUGAAACGUAAUUUAAAGGCAUUCAAUCAUCCUGAAGUUGCCCUGGGUCACUGUAAUUGUGCUGCAGCACAACUGGCAACUCCCCAGGCCUUUGUGAAGCAGCUCCCUAUGUGCAUCUUUUGUGUACUCACUCUGUGCAUUUUCUGUGUACAAAUUUCCAUUAUUGAUUUAUUAAAUAUUUUUGCCGACCACAAA